Messenger RNA from Opisthorchis viverrini, 1597 nucleotides. RefSeq lists its product as hypothetical. The coding region runs from base 65 to 1597 and encodes 510 amino acids. The transcript has 9 exons. NCBI's taxonomy places the organism in Eukaryota, Metazoa, Platyhelminthes, Trematoda, Opisthorchiida, Opisthorchiidae. The record is from RefSeq and is a predicted model, not a curated record. Gene Ontology annotation, molecular function: NAD+ binding.
AGCUCCCAAUCAUCCCUCCCAAGUUCCGUUCAUUCUUUUGGUUUCCAAAUUCUUCCACGUUCGGAUGGAACUCCUAGACUUACAGCAUGAAAACGAAGACCUACGCGCACGUCUUCAGGCAGCCACUCAAGCCAUUGACAAGAAGGCGUUGGAAUUCAUCGACCUGGAAAAGAAACUGGAAGAGGAACGCGGAAUAAUGACCUGUGAACUGGAAAAAUUGCGUGAGCGUUACGACAGGCUUCUGUCUAAUCACCAUCGUCUGAGUAAAAUUAAUCAUGAACUGGAGGCACGCCUGCUGGAAACAAUCGAUGCGAAAAACACUGAGAAGAAAUUCCUCUGCGAUGAACUGGAGGCUGCGAAAUCCAAGCUUGCCGACUGUGAACGACGACUAAGCAUAGUUUCUGCUGAACGGAACCGCUACAAAGACGACUGCUCUGUUGCAGUUAAUUUAUUGCAAACGAAUCCUGAUCAGUUUCUUCCACGAAACCCCAAGUCACGUUUUGUUCCGUCUCACUCCCUGCCUGAUGCAAGGCUAAUCGACCAACUGGUCGAGCACAUCUCCCGUUCCAGACACAUGCUUGUGCUGACUGGGGCUGGAGUCUCCACAGAAAGCGGACUACCAGACUAUCGGUCUGAACGUGUUGGGCUUUAUGCACGUACCGACAGAAGACCUGUUGAGUUCCAAACGUUUCUUCGUAAUGAGGAGGCACGGCGUUUUUAUUGGGCGCGUAACUUUAUUGGCUGGCCCUAUUUCUCACAGGUACAACCCAAUACAAGCCACCAUAUUCUAGCCGAUUGGGCUUCAAAAAACUGGCUGUUUGCUAUUAUUACGCAAAAUGUAGAUCGGUUGCAUCACCUGGCUGGUUGUAAUAGAAUUCUUGAACUUCACGGGACAAGCCACUAUGUAGUGUGCCUGAAUUGUCAACAUCGUUUUGGGCGUGCUGAAUUACAACAGAUGUUUCUGGAACUCAAUCCGUCUUGGGCAGUUUAUGACGGAAAGGAAAAGGUUGUUGCCCCUGAUGGUGACGUUGAGCUAUCGCCUAGCCAGACUCAGGGAUUUAAGAUACCUACCUGCCCUCAAUGUGGAGACGGUAUUCUCAAGCCGGACGUAGUGUUCUUUGGAGAGAACCUACCACCAUGGAGAAAAACCGAAGCAGCUCAACUCGUCGACAAUGCCGAUUCACUAUUAUGUCUUGGAACAUCUCUUCAGGUAGGUCUUCUACCAAUCACGUCUACCUUAUGUCCUUCAAAGACGUUUUCUUCUUACAGACUGAUACUUCAAGCUUGCGAACGAAAACUUCCUGUUUCAAUAGUCAAUAUUGGCCCGACUCGAGCAGAUUCCCUCGUUCAACUUCGCCUGUAUUCGCGAAUUUCUACUACACUGGAACUGGCUGAUCGAUUGCUUUCGAAAUGCGUGAACUUACUGACCAGAUGGUCCAUAGUUCGAAGUCAACCUGGGCAUCUCAGCUGCUCCUCUCCAGGCUUCAGCAAACUGGUGGUAUCUCAGCCUUUGUGUUUUCUCUGGAUGGCAGAGCAGCUGGGGACCGAAAGGGUGUUACAGCUGAACGAUUAUCAUUAUCAGCAUAAGAAACGAUGA